Messenger RNA from Sinocyclocheilus anshuiensis, 1296 nucleotides. RefSeq names its product VIP36-like protein. Gene Ontology annotation, molecular function: D-mannose binding. The record is from RefSeq and is a predicted model, not a curated record. The transcript has 8 exons. Lineage: Eukaryota; Metazoa; Chordata; Actinopteri; Cypriniformes; Cyprinidae. Bases 22 to 1080 code for a protein of 352 amino acids. Gene Ontology annotation, biological process: endoplasmic reticulum to Golgi vesicle-mediated transport. Gene Ontology annotation, cellular component: endoplasmic reticulum membrane; endoplasmic reticulum-Golgi intermediate compartment; COPII-coated ER to Golgi transport vesicle.
UUUUGAAGUGAGCGAGGGAAAAUGGCGACCAUCGUGAUGAAGUUGAACGGGACUAUUUACACAACAGUAAUGAGUUUACCGUACAGUCCGGCAAACAAAAUUAGAGUAUCUGCGUUAUUAGUUUUAAUACUCGCCUUUGCGAGUAUUAGUUCUGGACAAAACGCAUAUGAAGAUAAUACUUAUGAAUUUCUCAAGCGAGAGUAUUCGCUGAGUAAGCCAUACCAAGGACUGGGCUCCUCCAGCUCCUCACACUGGGAGUUCAUGGGCAACACCAUGAUCAUGCCUGAACACAUACGGCUGACACAAGACCUGCAGAGCAGACAAGGAGCUGUAUGGAGUCGUAUUCCCUGUUACAUCAGGGACUGGGAGCUGCGAGUACAAUUUAAGAUCCAUGGUGAGGGCAAGAAGAACCUGAAUGGAGACGGCCUUGCAAUAUGGCUGACCAAAGAGCGAAUGCAAAAUGGUCAAGUAUUUGGAAACACAAACUUUUUUACAGGUCUGAGUGUUUUUGUAGACACUUAUCCCAAUGAUGACAAGCAGCAUGAGAGAACAUUUCCUUUUAUCUCUGCAAUGGUCGGAAAUGGGAGUGUUGCAUAUGAUCACGACCGUGACGGACGGUCUACUGAUCUCGGUGGCUGCGCUGCUCACGUUCGCAAUGUUGAAUAUGACACAUUCCUCUUGAUCAGAUACAUGAAGAACAGACUCACAGUGAUGACGGAUAUCGAGGGGAAGCAAGAGUGGAAGGACUGUCUGGAUAUACCUGGAGUGAGGCUGCCACUAGGUUACUAUUUCGGCAUCUCAUCGGCUACUGGAGAUUUAUCAGAUAACCAUGACCUGAUCUCCUUCAAGCUGUAUGAGCUUACAGUGGAACGCAGUCCUGAAGAGGACCAGCAGGAGAUCACGUUGCCUAGUGUAGACUACCGAGUGGACCCGAAUGUUCACGUGGAGGAAGAAGGAAGGAGCUUCAUCACCACCUUAUUUCUCUUCAUUGUUUCCGUCGUUGUGCUGGUUGUAGUGGUUGUGGUUAUUCUCUUUCUAUAUAAUCACUAUAAAGAGAACCGCCGCAAACGCUUCUACUGAGAAAAUUGAAAAACAAGUGACGGGAAGGAAAUGGGACGAGAGAUCCAUCUUGAGUGUUACUGGCAUUUUUGCAAAGGGCCGCUUCUGGUCCUCACCGCUGCCACCAACAGAAAGGGCCUGAAGGCCAGCACUGAACUAAAAGCCAUACCUGACCUCCAAGUGGAAACUUGACCACCUCAAUCGUGAUUAUGAUCUCAAAAAACUGUUUAAGAAUAU